Messenger RNA from Uloborus diversus, 2598 nucleotides. RefSeq names its product GATA zinc finger domain-containing protein 14-like. The transcript is spliced from 3 exons. NCBI's taxonomy places the organism in Eukaryota, Metazoa, Arthropoda, Arachnida, Araneae, Uloboridae. The coding region runs from base 279 to 2372 and encodes 697 amino acids. The record is from RefSeq and is a predicted model, not a curated record.
CUAAAAUGAAUUUGGUCGAUAGGAGUGUCAGAUACAAACGCAGAUUUCGUCCGGAUCGGAUGAAACCUAUAAACGCGGGGCUCUUAGGCGGUAUUUAGAAACAGACCACCUCUUCUAAAGAGAAUUUUAAAUUCUCCAAAAACUGUUAAAAGAUUCUGAAGAAGCAAAUUAUCUUCGCAAGGAAAAAGUGGCAUUGAAAAUGUUCAUCAUAACAAUGAAACACGUGAAAAUGUAAGAACAUCAGAGAACGGACAAGUGAAAACUAUUCUCCAAACGACAUGCCUGGCAGUUUGCUUCUUUCCAAUGAUGCUCGUUCAGAUCUCUCAGCCUUAUCGUCUAAAAGUCUGGAUUCUAAAUUAUCAGCAAAGAAAGUCAGUUUUAAUAAAGCUGUCCGGGUGAAGCAAUAUCCUUGGCGACCUGAAGCAGAAAUACAUUCUACAGAUCAUCUGACAUUACCAAGCAACAGAUUCUGGUUUAAGGUUUACAGAAACCGACAUGAGUCAGCACAGAACAAGCAUUUUGGAAUUCCAUUGGGGACGCCUACUUGGAAUGAAGAAAGUGUUAACUCUACGCACGAUUCUUUAGCUCCAAUCGCUGAAGUUGAAGACCAAGAAAUUGAAAAUAAUACAUUGAGCUCGAUCCAGGAAAAAUUGAAAAGGUACGACAAAUACGGUGAUGAGAAGGAAGAUGAAAACAAUUUCUCAUAUAAUAGUUAUGAAGAUAUAGAUAACCAGCCAACUGAACCACCAAUAGAUUAUUAUGAAGACACAUAUUCUGACCGAAAUACCUAUCUUAACAAUGCAAAAUCAGCAUGGGAAUUGAAUGACACACCAAGUAAUCAGAAUCUUUCACAGAGAUAUACCUUUCAUCCAAAUUCCAUAUCAAACAAUUAUAAUGCUCCACAUAAUAAGUUAAUUUCUGAAGAAUCUGAUUCAUCGAACUUAUCAUUAUUACUAACCAAAGAUCUUCCGAAUGUAAGAUUACCUCGAAUGACGGCGAGAAAUGACCUAACUAGACGGUCUGAACGGAGAUGGAAUGCCUUCGACAAUUCCAAACCGAGAGAACGAAGAUCAAGAUCACAUGAUGACCAUUUUGAUCAUGAAACUAUUUUAGACCUCAAAAAAGCAGACAAAUCGGUUUCCACAGAAGACCUCAAUUCAAAUUUUAGCUUAAUUAAUUCUCCCAAUAGAUUUUUCAAGCCUAGUCGUGACAUAGCUACUCAGUGUUAUGGCACAUUAUCUAAAGACAGAAACGGAGAGAAGCUUAACAGUGCAUCAACACCAUUGUUCACACGUUCACAAUUAAACCCAAAUCUUUUAACUGAUGUCUCAAAUAGAAUAAAUAAUUUUAAGUCAUCUCCUAGUAAAUCACCACUUUACAGCAAUGACAUAAAAGCAGACUCGGUCAUCAACAAAACUUCCAAAAGAGAUAAUAGCUUUUUUUCGAAUGACAAUCGUUUAAACCCCAAAACUAAUAAUCUAACAACUAAUGCUAGCACUUCAAACAGCAGAAACUUCAAUUCGAGCUUCAGGAAAUAUGAUCCACUUGCGAAUAGCGAAAUACAUUCAGAAAAUUCAAAACUUUUAACACGGAGAGAAAAUGUGGUUUCUAACGCAUACAAGUCAAACGCAUCAAAAUCGGAUUACACAAGACAAGACUUUCGGUAUCCAAAUACAUACUUAAGUAGAGAUUCAUUGAAAAGUUUAGAUAACAAUAGAGAUAAACUUUCAUCAACAGUUGGAUAUGUUCGUGGACGUCAAAUACCUCUCACAGAAGUCAACACCAACACAAAUCGUAGAGUCAUAGGCAGGAAUGAAAUGAGCAAUAACCGUUCAGCAGCGUCGUCCAAGUUUGGACGAGGUACCAAUACCUCGUCGGCUUUUAAUGGCACCAAUAAGUCUCAAGAAACGACUGGUAAUCAACAAUCAAAUAAAAAACAUCUUAUUUCCAAUGCAGAAAACAUAAGAGGAAAGAAUACCAAAACUGAUAACUCUUCAUCAAAGAAAUAUCUGUCGAAUAGCAACAACGAAGAUAGUACCAUGAUUGAUUGGUCCUUAUCGGGAUUUCAGCUUGCUCCCAAAUCUGAUAAUGGUAUUAUGUCUGUUUCAGACAGCGAAUGUACAGUUAAUAGACGACCUCCAUUGCUUAUGUACAUACCAGGAGUAAGUUAUCACAAUAGACCAGCAGAUGAAGAUGAUCGACUUUCCGCAUUGAGUGAUAUGUCUCGAACUGAAUUGAGUGAUGGCUUAAGUCCACUGAGCUAUUUCUCCAACAAAGACAAUGGGUUCAGAAGUGAUAUAAGACGACGCUACUCUAUGCCAAAAGAUAGCAAAGUGAAAUGGAUGAAGUGGAAAAAUAAUGCAAAAAAGUAACUUUUUAUUGAUAAAUGGAUAUUUAACUUAUCAAAUUUCGGAACUCAGCUUUGCUAAAAGUGACGUUUUCUGUUUUCUUAAAGUAUAAAAAAAAAAGCAGAUGAGAGAAAUUAAUCUUUAAUGUAUGACUAGAAACUGGUGUGUGUUGUUUUGUACCUCUAACGGUGAUACUAUGGAAAGUAACAAAAUUGUAUUCUGAUGAACAUAGAAAAAUAAAUAUUUUUGU